Molecule: messenger RNA, 2565 nt
Organism: Oncorhynchus masou masou (cherry salmon)
Lineage: Eukaryota; Metazoa; Chordata; Actinopteri; Salmoniformes; Salmonidae
Product: transmembrane protein 184C-like
Exons: 12
Coding region: 379-1944 (521 amino acids)
Biological process (GO): transport
Cellular component (GO): membrane
Molecular function (GO): transporter activity
Source: RefSeq, a predicted model, not a curated record
UCCACCAGAUGCGUUUUGUUUUGCUGGAUGUCUAGCCCGCAUUUUCCGUGCAAUUAAUUUGAAAAUUAAUGACUUCCGCCGGAUCGCAAAGAGUUUGAUGCGUCCGGUGGACGUGAGGCGUAACAGGCAGUUAACGCCCUGGACCAGAGCUAUAAGGAUCGCUAUAACGGUUUGUUGCAACGUGGGCGUCAACAUGGGUCCACACGCGCUAUUAUUUGACACCGAUGUCCAUUUCCGUUCCAUGUCGCGACCAAAUCGUCUCGGGACGCGGUAAUCGGUUUAUUCUCUGUUUUUCUUCUAUCCUCAGAGUUCUACACCCGAACAUAACCCAACAGAAGCGAACUAAACGGAACUAACCGAACGUAACCGGACGGAACCAUGCCGUGUACGUGUGGGAACUGGAGACGGUGGAUCCGACCUCUCGUGGUCUGCCUCUAUGUCGCUCUGCUACUCGUGGUUCUGCCGCUGUGUGUCUGGGAACUACAGAAGUCUGAGGUGGGGACCCACAGUAAAGCCUGGUUCAUAGCUGGAGUGUUUGUGUUCAUGACCAUCCCCAUCUCUCUGUGGGGCAUCCUGCAACACCUGGUACACUACACACAGCCUGAGCUACAGAAACCCAUUAUCAGGAUCCUGUGGAUGGUACCCAUCUACAGUGUGGACAGUUGGAUCGCGCUGCGCUACCCCAGAAUAGCCAUCUACGUAGACACGUGUAGAGAGUGUUACGAGGCCUACGUCAUUUACAACUUCCUCAUCUUCCUGUUAAACUACCUCUCUAACCAGUAUCCCAGUUUGGUGUUGAUGCUAGAGGUUCAGGAACAACAGAAACACCUGCCACCUCUAUGCUGCUGUCCACCAUGGACAAUGGGAGAGGUGUUGUUGUUCCGCUGUAAGCUGGGGGUUCUACAGUACACCGUCGUCAGGCCCGUAACUACAGUGAUAGCACUUGUCUGUCAGUUGUGUGGUGUGUAUGACGAGGGAAACUUCAGCAACAGGAAUGCCUGGACCUAUCUGGUCAUAGUCAACAAUAUCUCUCAACUGUUUGCCAUGUAUUGUCUGGUGCUGCUGUAUAAAGCCUUGAAGGAUGAACUGAGUCAGAUUAGACCCGUUGGGAAGUUCCUCUGUGUUAAAAUGGUCGUCUUCGUCUCGUUCUGGCAGGCAGUGUUGAUAGCUAUACUGGUGAAAGUCGGAGUGAUCUCUGAUAAACACACCUGGGACUGGGACAGUGUUGAGGCUGUAGCCACCGGACUACAGGACUUUAUCAUAUGUGUAGAGAUGUUUCUAGCAGCUAUAGCCCACCACUACAGCUUUACUUAUAAACCUUACAUACUGGAGGCAGAGGAGGGAAGCUGUUUUGACUCCUUCAUGGCCAUGUGGGACGUGUCUGACAUCAGAGCAGACAUCUCAGAGCAGGUCCAACACGUAGGUCGGACGGUCCUGGGCAGACCCAAUAAGAUGUACUUUGGCUCCACCAGCCGUCCUGAACACACUGAACACACAGGUCUCCUGUCGGCUGCGUCCCAGGGAGGGUCAGAGCAAGACAUCAUCGUCGUGGAAACCGUCUCCGUCCCCGCCUCCCCUCUGUCGGGUCACUACCAGGGGCUAGGCCACACCCCAAAGCCACACUUUUAUUCCGCCCCCUCCGGGUUCAUUUCUUCUGAUUGGGACGAGGACAGAGAGGAGAAACCAUCGGAGACCGGUGCAGGGGUUUCGCACACUGGUGACAUCGCUGGCGACACCCCCACCGCCGACAUCACUGCGAGGGGUGACUUCAUUCGUGACAUCUCAGAUGGCGACGCACCCAGUGACAUCAGUGCUGACGUCACUCGUGACAUCGUUGGUGACAUCACUGGCCACGCCCUCAUUGACAUCAGUGGCGAAGUCCCCGGUGAAAUGAGUGGUGACUUUACAGGUGACAUCACUAGUAACAUUACUUUUUGCACGUAGGAGGAGUGUUACUGGUCCAGAGUGUGUUCCUUCCUGUCUUGUGACUCCUCCCCUUCACCCUGACUGGCUGAGACACGCUAGCUGACACCAAACCAAUGUUUUUAAAGGGGGAGUGGACACAACUCAGAUAGAAGGGUUAACCAGUCAAGGAGAGUUUGGACACAGAGGAAGACAUGUUGGUGUUGUAUUUUCCAUGCCAUAACAAUAGAUUCAUUAUUAAUAACUUUAUAAAUGAUGUUUAUAAAAAACUAAUGUCAAGUUUGACAUAAUUAUGUUUUGUUACUAUAAUUACUAUUGUUUUAAUAUUUUGUAAUUAAUCCUUUUUGGAUAACAAUGCUAUUUUAUUGUUGACAGUAUAUUGUCAUUAUCCGUUUCAUUCAUUCAUUUAAUAUAUAUUAAUACAUACAACAAUUCAAUACCAUAUAUAUAUAUAUAUACACUGCAAUAGACUGAACUACAGCUAAUCAUUAUUACAGGCAUGUUACUGAAGACAAUACACAGCCUACUCACGCCAUAGCAGACCAUGCUUCUAUUCAGCAGUAGGAUGCCAUUGACUUGUCAGCUGAUUUAUUCAACGACCUUCUUCUGUUGUCUUGGUAAUAAAACCAUUAUAAAACGUCA